Molecule: messenger RNA, 1914 nt
Organism: Penicillium waksmanii
Lineage: Eukaryota; Fungi; Ascomycota; Eurotiomycetes; Eurotiales; Aspergillaceae
Product: ATP-binding response regulator
Exons: 3
Coding region: 1-1914 (637 amino acids)
Biological process (GO): phosphorelay signal transduction system; phosphorylation
Molecular function (GO): transferase activity, transferring phosphorus-containing groups
Source: RefSeq, a predicted model, not a curated record
AUGAAUGCCAUGCAAUAUGGCAUGAUACACACAAUUGAGUCAUGCGGCCGCACUCUCUUGGAUACCAUCAACAGCCUGCUUGAUUUAAAUUUCAUCGACAAUUAUCAGAAGAAAUCAUCCCGCCUGAGCAGAAAUCGAGAGGCCGAGCAGCCUAAGAUGACUUUCAGUUCGACAGAAGGAGGUCGCGUGCAAAGUAAAGAUCGCGGUGAAGCGACUUCGUCCUCACAUGUCAAGUUGGACGAGGUGCUCGAGGAGGUCAUCGAAUCCAUUUACGCCGGAUACAGCUUCUACACCAAAUCCAAUGCGCCGCCUCCAGCGUUGACUGGUCCAUCUACGCGACCGGCUAGCCCAGCGAACGCAUUCGAUCAGGUAGGCCCGAAUGCCAGUCAGAUUACGAUCAUCUUCGACAUAGAGCCAGAGACGAAAUGGGAUUUCCUCACACACGCCGGUGCUUGGCGCCGUAUACUGAUGAACAUUUUUGGCAAUGCGCUGAAGUAUACUUCUUCAGGCUAUAUAUAUCUUGGAUUAAAAUCAUCUCGAAGCCGCGCUCCCCCAAGCCACACGGGAUCGAUUACCGAAGCGCCCGGUGAGCAAGUUGAUGAAUAUGAUGUCACUCUUACCGAGAAUUCAAUGGCACCUGGUAACGGGCUGGGGCUGAGCAUCGUUCGUCAGGCAAUUGGGUCCCUGGGGGGGUCGAUCGAGAUCAAUUCUGCCAAGGGAGUUGGCACUGAACUGUUGGUACGGGCUCCGCUCAGCCGCUACCCAAGUAAAACGGAUAACCUGCCGGACUCGCUAUUGGAUACCCUGCAAAAACAUACCAAAGGGAAGACAAUCGGUUUCCUAGGCUUCGGAUCGUCUCUUCGUUCUCAAAGAGAUAUUUCAUUGUACUCGGCAUUGGAGCGUUUGUGUUCUGAGUGGUUUGGCUUGAAAGUGACUUCUGUAUCUGCUCUGGAAGGGGAAAAUUUUCGUUUCGACUUCUACAUAGCUGUGCAGACGGAGCUGGACUCUGAGGAUGUCGAAAGAAGAAAGCUUCUCGCCAGCUGUAAACAUUUCGACAACGAAGAUGGUCGGAGCUCACCUGUUGUGGUCAUCUGCCAGUCUCCUGGUGAAGCCCACAGGAUGUUUGUUGCGGCUGAGAAUCGGGGCGAAGCCUCAAGCUUCGAAUUCAUUAGCCAGCCUUGUGGGCCUCGAAAAUUGGCCCACGCGCUGGAUCUGUGCAUAAAGCGACAGCUCGGUCGAGAGUGCCACUCCUCGACUGGGGAGACGACUCGCUGGGUGGAAAUGCCAGAGUCCUCUCAUUUGUCAUUGGACGUGGAUAUCAACGAUGCACCCGAUGACAGGAUGAAAAUUGGCAAGCGAUCAACGACUGACACAAUUCCGAGCCCCGAGCCUCGAAUUAAUUCACCUUCGUCAAUCGAGGGAAGUCGAAGACUAAAUUCACGGGAUACCUUGCAACCCCCAUCUUCUUCGAACGAGGGGCAGGGAAACAUAGAAUCCCCCAAUCCAUCCAUCCUAUUAGUGGACGAUAACGAACUUAACCUUCAGCUAUUGAGUGCGUACGCGAAAAAAGGAGGUUAUAAGUACAUGACUGCUCGCAAUGGGGCCGAGGCAGUCGCCACAUAUGAGGCCUAUCCCGGCCAACUCCGGGUAAUUAUCCUUGAUAUCUCCAUGCCCGUCAUGGAUGGCUUUGAGGCGGCCCGACAAAUCCGCCGCCUCGAGAAAAAGCAUCGGGCCGCAUUGAGUGAGUCGGCACGACAGGCAUUGCCGCCCACAAUCAUCGCUGCUUUGACAGGACUUCACAGCCUUGCGGCCCAGAAAGAAGCUUUCAGUUCCGGAAUGGACACUUUCGUCACCAAGCCGAUUAAGCGAACGGAUUUGUACGCCGUUAUCCAGAGGGUGCAAGACAACAUCUAG